AUGGAGGCUUUCGCUGAACGCCUUGGAGGGUACCAUGGACCAAUCCGUGGCAAGGAGAACGGGCCUUUUCUGCUUUGUAACGACCGUGAUGGGCGCCAUGAAGCCCUGACACCACAUGCAGGACGCUUUUCAGGGCCUCUAUGGUACAACUCGCUCUUUUGGCCCAACUUCCCGGGUUUGAAUUGCCUUGAGAGAGAAGACCAGGAGAAGGAGUUCUAUGCAAGUUUAAGCCAAGUCAAUUCAGACGGGCAUUUGGCAGAGCAGUACGUGACCUUUGCCGCUGCAAGGGAAGACCUUUGUCAUCACGGCAUCAUGCCCCAGGAGUCAAUGACGAUUCGUGCGGAGGUCAUGCAAUACGAUGGUGUCAGAGACAGCAAUUGGUACUUUCCAUUGCAGGAUUUCAUUCCCAAGAGAGGUAACCACACAGCCUACGAGAGCCAAUCGCGGCGCUCUUGUGAGAAUGGGGCGAUCACACUGGGCUUGAAUGCAGAAGACUUCUCCGACUCAGUGUUGCCGGUGAGUCAACUGCUUUGCCACAUCACAAUGAGCAUCGAGCCUCCGACGGUUCAACGCAGCAAUCGGGAGGGCCACAGCUUUGUGCUGCUAAGUUUGGGAGGUUGGCCUUUUCGAGUGCGGCGCAUUGGCACCUUUGAGGGCCUGGGUGAUCACGGCAGGGUCGAGCUCUCAUUGGGAAGUGGAGACUUCAACGAGGAGGCGCUCUGGCAGUUGCUGGGUGUGCCUGGCCUCAGUGAGGGAGAGCCAAAGGAGUGCCAGAUGGGUGGGAAGUAUUGGUGCCAGCUCUUGGAGUUGGAUUGGCUUGGGCCGAAGAAGGAUGACCAGCUCGUCAUUGACUCUGAGAUACCACUUGAGAAGGGCUACAUUUGGUUCCGGGUUCUUUGCGCAGAAAGCAGUGGCACCGCGCUGCGAGUCGAGCUGCUGGAGGAUGGUGUGGUGCCUGCUUGGCUAGAUCUUCGUUUCUUGCAGGUUUGGGCUGGCGACAUUCCCUUGGGCUACCUGAACAAGGCACUGGAAGACGUUGAGGGUGACCCAUUUUCCUGCCUCAAGGUGUUGCGCACUUUGGAGGAGGGCGCAGAUGACAGAGGAAUCCGUAAGGUCUAUGUCGAGAAUUCGGCUGGCCAUUUGGUUUUUGACGAUCCUUUGCGAUGCAGUGCGAACCAACUUGUGGAUUUGGGAUGGUCGAUCCACGAAGUUUGCUAUAGGGGAGCUCGACUGAGUCUUCGACCUCACCCUGGUUCUUGGAGUGAGAAUGGCGUUGUGGCCUAA
This is a messenger RNA of Durusdinium trenchii, 1284 nucleotides long. Lineage: Eukaryota; Dinophyceae; Suessiales; Symbiodiniaceae. The record is from the annotation of a GenBank genome assembly.